This is a messenger RNA of Notolabrus celidotus (New Zealand spotty), 2003 nucleotides long. It is a transcript of the gene slc45a2, whose product is annotated as solute carrier family 45 member 2. Gene Ontology annotation, molecular function: sucrose:proton symporter activity. Gene Ontology annotation, cellular component: membrane. NCBI's taxonomy places the organism in Eukaryota, Metazoa, Chordata, Actinopteri, Labriformes, Labridae. The record is from RefSeq and is a predicted model, not a curated record. The transcript is spliced from 7 exons. The coding region runs from base 262 to 1965 and encodes 567 amino acids.
ACCUCCACAUGUAGAGUAAAGCUCUGUGGAUAUAGGACUCAUUGCUCAGCUAUGCAGUAGAGAGGGGGAUUAAGACUGAGGACUAAAGGCUGGGUGCCAGUGCAAGGAUUGGGCAUUUCGCCAUUUAUGCAUGAUCUGGAGAGGAGAAACCACACUCUUUUUCUCUGACAGUUUUUACCGAAAUCUCCUCUUUGCUCCUGUGUCAUUCUCCCUCACCUUCUCCCUUUCUCCUUUCACCCCUCUUUCCCCUCUCUUUUAAAAAUGACCCUGCUUUCAGAGGACCAGUCUGCGAGACCCCAGCCCUGCCGGCUUCCAGAGCCUGGCAAACACAUCAGCAACUCUCUGCACCAGUUCUCAAUGGGCUACAAUGGCUCCAAAGAGGAAUACAUGACCAGUGGGGAGAGUGUUGUCUACCAAAACAUGGAGCCCCCAAAGCGCUCAAGGGGACGACUCAUUCUCCACGGCAUGGUCAUGUUUGGAAGGGAAUUCUGCUACGCCGUGGAGGCCGCGUUUGUCACACCAGUGCUUCUGAGCGUGGGUCUUCCUCGCAGUCUGUACAGCCUGGUGUGGCUGAUCAGUCCAAUCCUGGGUUUCCUGCUCCAGCCCAUCAUCGGCUCAGCCAGCGACUACUGUCGAUCAUCAUGGGGCCGACGGAGACCUUACAUCCUGGCCCUUGGCAUCUUCAUGCUGCUGGGGAUCACCCUGUUCUUAAACGGAGAUGCUGUCAUCUCAGCAAUAGUCACUGAUAAGUCGUUGAAGAGCGUAUGGGCCAUAGUGGUGGUGAUGUUCGGCGUUGUGCUGUUUGACUUCGCUGCUGACUUCAUCGAUGGGCCCAUCAAGGCUUACCUGUUUGACGUGUGUUCUUAUCAGGACAAGGAACGAGGCCUGCACUACCAUGCUCUGCUCACAGGUCUAGGUGGAGCCUUCGGCUACCUGGUGGGAGCUAUGGACUGGGGUCACUCUGUGAUUGGCAAAUUGAUGGGCUCUGAGUACACAGUCAUCUACUUCUUCUCAGCAUUGACUUGGGGCAUCUUCCUCACUGUGCACCUCUUCAGUAUUCCUGAGAUACCACUGGGCAAAGAUCCAUCUGCAUCUGACCUUACACCUCCCAGUGCCCUCCGUCUGCUGGGCUCCCAAAGCAAUGUUUAUGGAUCCCUAGCUAAAGAGCCUGUCUCUUUGCCAACAUCUGUUCCUGAUCACAGGCCCAGGUCAUUUUCUGCUCUCGGUGAGGCCAACUCAGUGACCUCCAGUGCCAAACAGCCCAACAAGGACCAGAAGAAAAUGACAUUCAGGUCAAUGAUGAAAGCUAUCAUCAAUAUGCCACAUCACUACCGCUGCCUGUGUGUCAGUCACCUGCUGGGAUGGACAGCUUUUCUUUGUAACAUGCUGUUCUUCACUGAUUUCAUGGGACAGAUUGUAUACAAUGGAAAUCCUUACGCAGACCAUAACUCAGCAGCCUACGCCACAUAUGAGAGAGGAGUGGAAGUGGGCUGCUGGGGAUUGUGUAUUAAUGCUGUUUCUUCUGCUCUCUACUCCUACGUGCAGCGUUUCCUGCUCCAAUACAUCGGCCUGAAGGGAUUAUACUUUAUGGGCUACUUUGUGUUCGGCUUGGGCACUAGCCUGAUUGGCCUCUUCCCAAACAUCAUCGCCACACUUGUCCUCUGUAGUGUGUUUGGUGUUAUGUCUAGCACGCUCUACACCAUCCCUUUCAACCUGGUAGCUGAGUAUCAGCGUGAAGAGGAGGAACAAAUGAAGCUGCAAGGAAAAGAUGAAGCCCCAAGAGGCACCGGCGUGGACUGUGCCGCGCUCACGUGCAUGGUCCAGCUGGCUCAGAUUAUCGUGGGGGCGGGGCUUGGCGCUCUGGUCAACAUGGCAGGAAGUGUAAUCGUGGUGGUCGUGUCGGCGUCGACCAUGUCCCUGUUAGGCUGCAUCUUCAUCGCCCUCUUUAUUAAAUAUGUAGAUUGAUUCUGCUCAUAUGAAAUUAUUGUAAUGGUAUUCUUUUA